Messenger RNA from Ctenocephalides felis (cat flea), 1833 nucleotides. RefSeq names its product succinate--CoA ligase [ADP-forming] subunit beta, mitochondrial-like. Gene Ontology annotation, molecular function: ATP binding; succinate-CoA ligase (ADP-forming) activity; metal ion binding. Lineage: Eukaryota; Metazoa; Arthropoda; Insecta; Siphonaptera; Pulicidae. The record is from RefSeq and is a predicted model, not a curated record. Gene Ontology annotation, cellular component: succinate-CoA ligase complex; mitochondrion. The transcript is spliced from 10 exons. Gene Ontology annotation, biological process: succinyl-CoA metabolic process; tricarboxylic acid cycle. Bases 143 to 1510 code for a protein of 455 amino acids.
CGCUGUAUUUUACUUAACCUCGAACUCAGAAAUACAGUUUCGCGCCGGUUUAGUUGAAGUUUGGCGCUCUUGCGCACAGUAAAGUAGAUCAUCACUUUUACUCUCUCUAUCUGUCUCAAGUAUGACUUCAUUUUAAAUAAAAAUGGCGACCAUGUUACAUCGUGGUGUGAAUUUUGCGGAAAGUUUAGUACGAAAAAAUGGAAUUAAGAUUUUAUCCGUAGCACCAUGGCAAAACACCCAAACACGAAAGCUCAAUGUCUUGGAGCAUAUAUCCUUCAGCAUUUUGCAGGAAGGUGGCAUACCGACACCUCCAUUUGGUGUGGCAAAAUCAUCAGCUGAAGCAGCUAAAAUAGCUACGGAUUUGAAAACAAAUGACAUUGUACUCAAAGCACAAGUUUUGGCUGGUGGUAGAGGGAAAGGCCAAUUCAAAUCGGGCUUGAAAGGCGGCGUUCGAAUGGUUACAACGCCAGAGCAAGCAGAAAAAAUAUCUUCAAAAAUGAUCAACCAAAUAUUAGUAACUAAGCAAACAGGUGAAAAGGGUCGGAUAUGUAAUUCUGUCAUGGUCACAGAAAGAAAGUUUCCCCGACGAGAAUACUAUUUGGCCGUUAUGAUGGAGCGAGCUUUUUCUGGCCCUGUAAUUAUUGCUUCAUCACAAGGAGGAGUUAAUAUCGAAGAAGUAGCCGCUGAAGAUCCAGAAGCAAUAAUUUAUGAACCAAUUGACAUAAUGAAGGGAAUUACACAUGAACAGAGCAAAAAAAUUGCUUGUGCAAUUGGACUUGAAGAUCAUGCAGAAUAUACCGCAGAAAUUUUAGAGAAAAUGUAUGAUUUGUUUUUAAAGAAAGAUGCACUACUCAUUGAAAUCAAUCCUUUUGCUGAAGAUUCAAAAGAAAUAUCAAGGAAAUCUGAGGAUAUAUUUUUCAGCUUAGACUGCAAAAUGCGCUUUGAUGACAAUGCUCAUUUUCGACAAAAAGAACUUUUUGCCCUAAGAGACUGGACUCAAGAAGAUCCUAAGGAAGUAGAAGCUUCAAAAUUUGAUUUGAAUUAUAUAGCAUUGGAUGGAAAUAUUGGAUGUAUGGUUAAUGGCGCUGGUCUUGCUAUGGCUACUAUGGACAUAAUUAAAUUACAUGGAGGAGACCCAGCAAACUUUUUAGAUGUGGGCGGUGCGGCUACUGCUUCUACAGUCAAAGAAGCUUUCAAGAUUAUCACAACAGAUCCUAAGGUCAGUGCUAUUUUAGUGAAUAUAUUUGGAGGAAUAAUGAGGUGUGAUGUUAUAGCCGAAGGUAUAAUUGCCGCAGCCAAGGAUUUGAACAUGACAAUUCCCAUUGUAGUACGACUACAGGGAACAAAUGUCGAUGAAGCCCGUCGGCUUAUUAAGGAAAGCAAAUUAAAGAUCUUAGCCCAAGAUGAUUUGGAUGAUGCUGCUGCAUUAGUUGUCAGUUUAUCUCAGAUCGUAAAAUUGGCUGCUGAUGCUAAAAUAAAUGUAGAUUUUUCGAUGCCCACUGCCAAAUAAAAUUAAAUUAACCGCAAAGUAUAUAUGUAAUGAGAUAUGCAUAGUAUAUAUUAAUUUUUCUUUUUUUUCACUGCACAUGCAAAGCUAAAUUUAGCCAGCAGAAUGUGUUAUUCAACACAAGUCGUAUUGUUUAGUCGUGUAAUGUCAACAUGUAUUGCCCAUUUUGAUUGGAUUCCUUAAUACAGGAUAUCAGCACCACUUGUUAAGUUUGAAACUCUAGGUAGGAUAUGAUCAUAUUUAUUAUAAUGCACAUUUAUUAUGUUACUAAUGUUCAAAAUGAUUGAUGAUCGAUGAUUGAUAUCAUUGUCAGUAAUAGUACAAGA